Molecule: messenger RNA, 1786 nt
Organism: Hyalella azteca
Lineage: Eukaryota; Metazoa; Arthropoda; Malacostraca; Amphipoda; Hyalellidae
Exons: 7
Coding region: 341-1171 (276 amino acids)
Source: RefSeq, a predicted model, not a curated record
AGAUGCGGAUCACAUUAGGAUUGUUGACUUCUAAAAGUGCACGAUAGAUAAUUUUCUGAAAGUAACUCAUCCAUUCUUUCCAGAAUAGGAUUUUGUAGAAUGUCUAUAAAUUUGAUUCUAUUCGAAUAAAUGCUUCGAGGCGGAAUUCAAGCAUGCGUUCUUAUCGCUACAAGAUACCGGUUCAUGGUUAAUUAAUGGUGUUGAUAUAUGCCUGGACCUUUUGAACUGAAAGAGAAGCGGGAACAUAUUUUAAAGCAUUCAUGCCUGUAAAAACACAGACGCGUUUCUCAAUAAUCGCAACCUAAAUAUUUCUCCCGAACCUUACACCUGGCAUCGCAGCAUGCGGCGUCCAGCAGCGCUUCUCUUUGCUGUCACAUUCUGCUUACAAAUCCUAAAAGGCAGCGCGGGCAGUUUGCUAAAGUCUCUGGAGGUGCCACAGUUCACGUUCGUGUCAGGGACGGUAACCCUGCGCUGCGUCUACGACAUGGGCAGCAGUAAACUUUACUCCCUCAAAUGGUAUCACAACAACACCGAGUUCUACAGAUACGUGCCUACAGAGAGGAAUGGGCCCGUCAAUAUAGGACCAACUAAUAUAUUCACGCUACACGAGGUGUCGCGUGACGAUCGCCACGUGACGCUGUCGCUGAGCCGCGUGACGGCAGCGGCGACAGGCGCCUACAGGUGCGAGGUGCUGGCUGAGCAUCCUUCCUUCAGGACGGAGUCCAUGCAGUCCUACAUGACCGUCCUCAGCCACAGCCUCAGUCCGCCGCUCAUCAAAAGGGUGCGCGAAAUAUACGAGCCUUCCGAUCAGAUCACCGUCGGCUGUCAGCCGCAAAAAAUGGAGAAAGACGAGCCUAUGCCCAAAAUACUUUGGUUAAUAGACGGUAAACAGGCUCCUCCAGCACAACAAGAAAAAUACGGACGAUCACUAGACGGCAGCUACACUGGCGUCUCAUUGAAUAUACCCGGACAACAGGUGGUGGACGCGGGUGGCAGCGUCCUGGUCGAGUGUCGCCUGUCGCUGGGCGAGUUCGAGGAGCGCGCGUCCAAGACGAUCCGCGUGCGCAUGGAGCACAAGUCCUUAGCGAGCGCGCCUAACGCAGGGAGCGCAGUGGCGGUGUUGGGAACCUCAGCGCUGCUGGCCGCUCUGCUGCUGUCAGCGGCCCUCUGAGGCAGCGCCGCCCUCAGGAGAGGCUGAUGUUUCUACUGCCUUCACUCCAGCCUCAGUUAACACCUGGCCUCACGCUGGGGGAGUGCUGAUGUUUCUUUUGCCCUCACUCCAGCCUCAGUUAGCGCCUGGCCUCAGUCUGGGGGAGUGCUGAUGUUUCUAUUGCCCUCACUCCAGCCUCAGUUAACACUCGGCCUUACACUAGGAGACAUGAAGUGAUUAUUUUAUGAAGAUAAAGUGGAAUGUGUAGUGGCAAUCGUUGUAGAAGAGUAGAAAAAAGUGACCGUUGUAUGUGUUAAUUAGGGACGGAAAAUUUAUAUGAAAUGUUGAAAUUGCUUGAUCGAAUUUAAUUGUUGUCUGUCUAAACUGGUGUCAAUAUGGAACAGCGAUGAAAGUACAACGGGAUUGAAUUUUAGUGUAUGAAUUAUUGGUAAAUUUGAAUAUUUUAUGCUGGCUUGUGUUGAGUAUUUGGGGGUGAUUUCUAUUCCUUUUAGUUAAUAUAAAUAUCAAGAACGUGCCGAAAUUACUGCCACAUCAUUGCGAAAAGAAAAUAUUCAUAUUCCCGAGCAUAUUCAUCAUCUUAUGAGUGUCGUUGUAUUAUUAUCAUAAUUUUUUUAC